GUUUCUUGGCUUUUUGGACACACAGUUUCUUGCUUUUUGGUGGGUCUUCCGAUAUGGGUGUGUGCUUUAAUUACCAAGACCCAUUUCAGCCUCAUAAUCUUGUGGGUGGAGUGAAAUAGAGAGAAAAGAAAGAGACAAGAGGUCUUGAUUCUUCAUGGGGUCUGAAACUCUAUAGUCCCUUGGGUUUUGGGUUCUUGAUUGAACAUACCACUUUUCCCCUCAUGCAAAGGAAAACAACCCCAACUUUUUGUGGGUUUGAGGAAAGCCGGGGUUGUGCAUGAUUCCUUUACAGCUUUCCCACCUUGUUUCCCCUUUUCUUUUUACGAUUGUGAAAUUGACCGCCUCAACAAAGGUAAGAAGAUUAAAAUAACAAUAUUUGAUGCACUUUUACAUUUUUCAAGCUAUUUAACACAUAAAAAAUUGUGGGUUUUUAAUGAGCUGUUACUAGCAUUUUCCUUCUUAAUCUUACGAGUAAACAGCCUCAUUUAAGUGCUGUUUGAUGGCGUUCCAUUCGUAUGUACUGUCUGAGGGAGAAAGGAAAACCAAUUAUCUUUUGAACUUUGCACUUCAUUUGCUUGUUUUGGGUCCUCUGACGAAAUCUGCGCUUAGUGUCCAUCGCUAUGGAAUCGAGCCAAUUUGUCUCUUGAUUUGAAUAGUGCGAAAGAUUCUAAGAAGUUGUCAAUGCAAAAUCGUUGGUCAGAAUAUUGGGUUCUUUUUUCUUGACACAUAGCAGCUGGGUGAAGGAAGUUGCGUUGCAGAGAAAGGGUUCUUUGUCGGGUGGUUUCUAGGUUGGUUACAUUUCUCAUGUUUGCCUCUUGCUCUUUUGUCAAAUGUCAUUUUUAGUUUUGAUUCAAAUAUAUGUGAUUCCGUAUCUUGUAUUUCCAAAGUGAUAUUGCUGACCCCUGACUCCGCUAGACGGUGGUUAUUAUCUUUCUUAGCUUGUAAUGUUGGCGAUUGUGUAAGCUUUUUCUCAUAGCUGAAUGUGUGGGCCACUUGCUUGGAACUCGACUAAUCCCUAUCUGAGUCUGAAGUUGGUGAGGUUAAUGACCGAGUAAACUUUUAGGCUCCGGUUACUCCAAGAGUGUUUUUUCACUUGGCGGCGGGAGUCAAACAAGCUUGGUCCUGAUUUGUGUACCCAGUUGUUCUAGCUAGCCAUGGUUUCAGGUCCACUGCAUCCUACAUUGAACAAGUUCUAUUUAUUGCAAUGCAUAUCCAACUGUGAUAGGGGUGGGUUUUGGUCCUUUUGGAAGACUGUAAUUAACUUAUCUGUUUUGUUUUAGUGUUUUUAGCUUUUCUUGUGACAAAAAUCUCCUAAUGUACACACCCAAUGAUUGCCGCAGUGGUUCGGGCGGAUGCCCAGACUUUGAGAGUACUCUUCAAGGUCUGAGAUUCGAUUCCCUACCAGGUGAGUACACUGCAGUAAGUGGGGGCCGUGACUUGUGUGGCUAUGCUAACUCUCUGGAGGUUUGGGUUGCGCAAUUGGGUCCAUAUAAUAGCUUGGUUGCAGGAUUGUUCCUCCGUUACCAAGAAGAAAAAAAAUCUCCUAACGUAAAGUAGAAUUUUUUUUAUGAUGUGGCCUUUUGAGAUCCUUUAAUUUAAUGGAAGAUCCUUUAGUUUUCCCCUUUUACCCUUCAAUUGGAAUCUUAAUUAAGGUACUUUUGAGGUUUUCAUACCCUGCUUACUGGGUGUUACCUUGUUUCAAAAUGCCAGUGUCACGUCAUUCUGGAGUGAAUGAACAUGUGUUCUGUUGAAAAUUUCUGUUUGCAAACAAGUUUCCUAAUAAGGGUAUAUCCUGUGUUGGCUUUUAAUGUAACAUGGACAAGGAAACAUGAGAGUUGGUGCUCAAGAUAGAUGCAUAAUGUUUUUUACCAAAUUGCCCAUGUUUAAGUAAAGUUUUUCCACAAACAUGGUUGCUGCUUUUCUCUCUGAGCAUGAAUUUCCUAGUUUAUGACAGCAAGUUGAAAAGCAUUAGAAGAUGCUUACUAAUCUUGAUUCCUUAGUCACUUUUCUCCCUUUAUAAUUUCAGAACGAGUUCCAUUGACUUCAAAAGGCAUAAUUGACAUAUCAAUUUGGACGGAAGUUUGGACGGUUUAAAUACGUUAUUCUACAAAGAUGUUUUUGAUAUCAUGCUAUACUACCGGAACUAGUCGAUCGUGAUUUAUUCUGAAGUUUCUUCAUCAUUUUCUUGACCUUUCUUAAGUGUUGCGAUUUUUCGUACUUAAUCAUUUUGGUGAUUCUGAAGUCUACUUUUGUAGGUGCAAAAUUGGUGUUAUAUGCAGAUCAAAAUGUAAAGCCUUGAAAACAAUUUAGAGGUUGCUUACACCCAAAGCUUUUGAUUCCUCCAUUUCGCAUAACAUGACCGAGAAUGAAGCACUCAACGCGACAAUGGGUAUGGGAUAUCACAACUACAGUGUUAUCGAUGGGGAGUUCUCCCACGCGACCUCAGUUUCCCUUCCUCAGUCCAACUCACUUGUUUUGAAUAACCAAAACUAUGUAAUGGCUGAUUUCCCUGUGCUUUUGCAAGGCCAGCCCAUGAACAAUCUCCCUAGUGGUUACAUGACAUCGAAUCCCAUUGACCUUGUUCAUCCCGAUGCAUUGAUUCUUAGUGAUAAGCCCAUUGAAAUGAACAAGAUUACAGAUCCUUCACUGAGAAGUUCCCGACCAAUUAGUAACACAGACGAUGAUCAAGAGCAAUUCCUUGGUGGAAUUGUAAAUCCUCUGGAGCUUUUGGAAGGUUCUAGUUCAAAAAAUCACUUCUCAGACUCCUUAAAGUUUGCAUUCGCAACUUCUGUGAACUGUGGAUACGACGGAAUACUUGGCAGUAUCAACAACGAAUGGGAUUUCGACAAGUUUCUUCCUUAUUCAGACACUGCUGUGGAAUUUUCGGAGAGAGAAGAGUUUCAUCCACUUCAAUUAGUAGGAAAUGGUACUCCCAAUUGUUGGACUCCAUCAGACACUGCUAAUUUGACCUUAGAUAAUUCUUCUGGCUCCUCAAAAUCUAGUAAUGAGCUUUGUCUAAGUCUUGCCACGUUCAAGCCUUCUGUAAUUCAUAGAACUAGUAUUCAAGAUAACUGCUCAGAAAUAGGCUGUUCUGGUGUUACUCACAGUCGUUCUGAUCAAAAGCACUUUGGCUCAGAAAUGUCUUGCAACAGCAAUGGUUCUCAUAGACCGGUCCAACAUUUGGAGUUUUUAUCUGAAUCUAGAUAUCUUCGUGUAAUUCAAGAAAUACUUGCAGAAAUUGCGAGCUGUUCAUUCUCUGCAACUUGCCUUUCUGAUAGAGGCUAUGCACUGAUGAGUUCUGAUGGAGAUGGUAAAUGUGAAGUUCAAAAUGACCUUGGCUUACAACAAUCGGAAGUUGAAACGAAGAAAAAACAGUUAUUGGCUCUCCUUCAAAUGGUUGAUGAGCAAUACACCCGAUGCUUGGACGAAAUUCACUCAGUAAUAUCCUUAUUUCAUGCUGCAACUGAGUUGGAUCCCCACAUACAUGCCUGUUUUGCCUUACAAACAGUUUCCUCCUUUUAUAAGAACCUGAGGGAGAGGAUUAGCAAUCAAAUCCUCGCAAUCGGGGGAUAUUUCAACACAGGAGGCACUAGGGAAGAAGAUCAAGAGAGAUCGUUUGAGAUGUCUUUCGUUCAGAAGCAAUGGGCUCUUCAGCAGCUACGGAGAAAAGAUCAUCCAUUAUGGAGGCCCCAGAGAGGCUUGCCUGAAAGAUCUGUCUCAGUUUUGCGAACAUGGAUGUUUCAGAAUUUUCUUCAUCCGUAUCCUAAAGAUGCAGAGAAGCAUUUGCUUGCAGUGAAAAGUGGCUUGACAAAGAGCCAGGUAUCCAAUUGGUUUAUAAAUGCUCGAGUUCGACUCUGGAAGCCAAUGAUUGAUGAAAUGUACGCAGAGAUGAGUAGAAGAAAAGGGAGAACGAUCGAUGAAGAAACAGACACCAGUCAUAGAAGUCAGUUGAGCAUCGACCGUCGAAGAUUUUGUAUGAAUUGACAGUCGGAAAAUAAAGUCCGACAAAAUGAAAAUAGGAGCAAAUGUUAUUUGAACGUCAAAUUGGUGGAAGUAGUACAUGUUCUAAACAUGGUUAAAACUGUAUAUACUCCUACGCGUUUGUCUCAAUUAGAGGUAAAAUCCGGUAACUAUUGUUAUUCGCCGCGAGUAUUUCAUGCAAUAUUGGAUAUCAAAACGAAACUUGAAUUC
This is a messenger RNA of Rhododendron vialii, 4191 nucleotides long. Its product is annotated as homeobox protein ATH1-like. Gene Ontology annotation, biological process: regulation of transcription by RNA polymerase II. Bases 2356 to 3984 code for a protein of 542 amino acids. NCBI's taxonomy places the organism in Eukaryota, Viridiplantae, Streptophyta, Magnoliopsida, Ericales, Ericaceae. The record is from RefSeq and is a predicted model, not a curated record. The transcript is spliced from 5 exons. Gene Ontology annotation, molecular function: RNA polymerase II cis-regulatory region sequence-specific DNA binding; DNA-binding transcription factor activity, RNA polymerase II-specific.